AUGCAACAAUAUAACAGUUACCCUGAGAACACCGGCGACGGUGCAGAACGAAGCUCAAGGAAUAUAGCUUCGGUGGGAGGCGCCGACGCGGGAUACAACGACUAUCCUGCUCCCGAUAGAGAACCGAAUUCUAUGCUCAAUAUGUCUUCGCCCGCGCCUCUGUUGCGCCCACCGAUUCCCGGCAGUCGAAAUAAUAGCGGUGCAAGAACCCCAAGAUUGGGACUCGCGAUACCUCCCUCUCCGAGCGCGAAACCCGUAGGCGGCGGUCCUACACCACAAGGGCUGUCUUUACAGAUGCCAGGGCAGACUACCUCAGCACGCCCUUCACCGAUGGGGCUAUCAUUACAGAUGCCAGGUCAGGCAAAUCAAUCACGCCCUGCACCUUCAGGAGUGUCAUUACAGAUGCCGGGCCAAGCUCCGUUAUCACGCCCUGCAACUGGCGGUUUAUCAUUACAAAUGCCAGGUCAGCAGCCUACAUCAUCACGUCCCGCACCACCAAGACCUACACGCGGGGGAUUGUCCUUGCAGAUGCCAGGUCAAGCCCCCAGCCCACGGCCAUCUCUACCUAGAUUACAGCUUGCUACGCCCAUGGGAAGCAGCGCCCCUCCAUAUGAGCAGAGCGGUGGGCGACCAAGCAUAUCAAUAGCGACCGGUCAAUCAGCAAGCGGUGGAAGUGAGAGUAGCGCGGCACAUUCAAGGUCAGGAAGCUUUGGACCAUUAGACGGAAGGGUGAGCGGGCCUACGUCUGCUGGGUCACAAUAUUCUGCUCUGUCAUUCGCAUCUCAAUAUGGAUUGCAACAACCUCAAAGAUCAACCCCAGAUCCGGCAUCUGCGGCGGGUUCACUAUAUUCGAAUUACAGCGAGGGUGGUGCGGUGAUGGAACGUGACGGAAGCAUGACAGGGCUUGAGGGUUUCGAGGAUAUGAGCUUGGAAAGUGUCGAAAAGGGCAGAACUCUAGACGUUGAUGAAUUGGAUGAUGAUGGAUGGCGAGUGGUAUGCACGGAAAAGAGGAUACAGGAGCUCGGCAGCUUGGGUGAAGGUGCUGGAGGUGCUGUCACUCGAUGCGUACUAAAGGGUGGGAAGAUGAUCUUUGCGCUCAAGAUAAUAACUACUACUCCGGAUCCGGACGUCAAAAGGCAAAUCGUGAGGGAGAUUGGUUUCAACAAGGAGUGCGCGCAUGAGCAUAUUUGCAAAUAUUACGGAGCUUUCGUCGAUCCGAGCACGGCAACAAUCUCUAUUGCCAUGGAAUUUUGUGAAGGAGGUUCUCUGGAUAGUAUUUAUCGCGAAGUACAGCGAGGUAAAGGUCGAGUUGGUGAGGGUGUUCUAGGAAAAGUUGCCGUAGGAGUUCUCACCGGACUUUCAUAUCUUCAUACCAAGAAGAUUAUGCAUCGAGACAUCAAACCGAGCAAUAUUCUUCUGUGUCGAGAUGGGCAGGUGAAGCUCUGCGAUUUCGGUGUCAGUGGUGAGUUUGGUACAAAAGGAGACGCCAACACAUUUAUCGGAACGUCCUACUACAUGGCUCCUGAGCGAAUUACCGGACAGAGAUAUACCAUCACUUCUGAUGUUUGGAGUACGGGUGUUACACUUCUUGAAGUUGCUCAGAAUCGAUUCCCCUUUCCCGCCGACGGAACUGAAGCACAACCUCGUGCUGGUUUGAUCGAUCUACUAACCUUCAUCGUACGCCAACCUGUUCCAGAAUUGAAAGACGAGAUAUUUUACUACCUGAACAAGGAAUAUGAGGAGAAUGAAGAGAUCAUAUAUCUCAAGAAACAAACCAUGACUCAUGAAGAGCUGGAAUUAUUAAAAGAAGACGAACGUAUCAAGGAAGAUCCGACGAUUUCGGAGGAGAUGAAGGACCAGAUGAUGACUUUCAGAGUACUCCCUAUCACACGGAGUCGUGAGUUCAAGAAUUUCAUCGCGGAAUGUCUCAUCAAAGACCCAACAGAACGUAAGACGCCAUGGAGAUUACUCGCCAGCGACCCGUGGAUGAUUGAGAUGAAGCAUGCGAAGGUCAAGAUCGCCAAGUUCUUGAGACAGGUGUGGGGGUGGGAGAGAUGA
Molecule: messenger RNA, 2058 nt
Organism: Glarea lozoyensis ATCC 20868
Lineage: Eukaryota; Fungi; Ascomycota; Leotiomycetes; Helotiales; Helotiaceae
Product: Protein kinase-like (PK-like)
Exons: 4
Coding region: 1-2058 (685 amino acids)
Biological process (GO): protein phosphorylation
Molecular function (GO): protein kinase activity; ATP binding
Source: RefSeq, a predicted model, not a curated record